Molecule: messenger RNA, 757 nt
Organism: Mucor mucedo
Lineage: Eukaryota; Fungi; Mucoromycota; Mucoromycetes; Mucorales; Mucoraceae
Exons: 2
Coding region: 150-362 (70 amino acids)
Source: RefSeq, a predicted model, not a curated record
CCGGAUUCGGGAUAUAUGCUGUGCCAAAAUUCAGGCGAUUGUCAAACACAAAUUACGUGACACAAUCAACCCUAUGUAUACCUCCAAAUGUAAUACCGAUAAGGGGGGGGGGGGCGCUAUAAUAUGAAUUAAAACAAAGAUGGUCACACAUGUCCAUUGGGUGGUUGAGGUUUUUUUCUUUUAUUUUUACGAUCUGCCUCUCCAUUUUAAGGGCUAAUAGAUUAGUGGGUAGACAAAUUCAACUCAAUAUGCAUCUGAGAUUAACGUACAUCAACCCUCUAAACAUGUUAAAUCAAAUUUCGACAAUCUGCCCCUCCCUAUCCCGCGGGUUGAUCAACAACUGCUUACAGGUAACUCGGUAAGAGCUGGACUUCAUUGAUCCCCGUCAGUGCUUUUUAUAAAGGAGAACAGAAUAGGUUAUGUACAAGCCUUUUUUAGUAAAAAGAAUGGUCUCGUUAAUUGCUUGUAAUUUGUUUUAUAUGUUGACAUGCUGUUUUUAGAACAAAUUAUAGGUACAAAAUGUCUGCAACAAAAGCUCGUCCUUGGCGUUUCAAUAUUUCAUCACUCACUACAUGUUGAACAACUCAAGUUGAUCCGGGACUUGACCUUGCCUCAAUAGCUAUUGAUUUAUGAGAGCAAAUGUAAUCUUGGGCGGGCUUCCAAUGGGUAAUAUUUGUAACAUUGUGCUUUUUUAUACUAUAAGGAUCCAUUUGACUGAUACAAUGUCUGUUCCCAUGUAAAAAAAAAAGAAAAAAAA